Molecule: messenger RNA, 2373 nt
Organism: Stylonychia lemnae
Lineage: Eukaryota; Ciliophora; Spirotrichea; Sporadotrichida; Oxytrichidae
Source: the annotation of a GenBank genome assembly
AUGAUGAAGCUUUAAGAUGCCUUCAACGUUAUUAACGUCAGAAAUUAGAUUGAACUUCCCCAAAUAGUAGUAGUAGGAUCUUAGUCAACAGGAAAAUCAUCUGUAUUAGAAUCAAUAGUGGGAAGGGACUUCUUGCCUAGAGGAUCUGGCAUAGUCACAAGAUGCCCUCUGGUGCUUUAACUUAGGAGAGUAAUGCCAUAAGAAUUGAUUAAAAAGCAGAAUCAAAAUGGAACUGAGGGAAUAUCAGCUAGUAAUAAUACUGAGUAUGGAGAGUUUUUGCACAGAAAAGGAGAAAAAUACUUCGAUUUUGCAAAAAUCAGAACUGAAAUUGAAGAGCAAACCAAUAGAAUUGCUGGGUCAGACAAAAAUAUCUCUGAUGAACCUAUUAGUUUGACAAUAUACUCUCCAAAUGUUGUAGACCUUACCCUUGUAGAUUUGCCAGGUAUAACUAAAGUACCAAUUAGAGGGUAACCCCAAGACAUUGAAGAAUAAAUCAAGAGAAUUACUUACAAGUACAUUUUGCAAUAAAACUCUCUAAUUCUCGCAUUAACAGCAGCAAACACAGAUUUGGCCAAUUCUGAUGCUCUUAAGAUGGCCAGAGAAGUAGAUCCAGAAGGAGAAAGAACUAUCGGUGUCGUUACUAAAAUAGAUCUUAUGGACUAGGGUACUGAUGCCCUUGAUCUUCUGCAGGGAAAGAUUUAUAACCUAAAACUAGGCUACUAUGGAGUUAAGUGCAGAUCUUAAAAAUAAAUUGAUCAAAAUAUAAGCAUUAGAGAUGCCAUAAAGAAUGAAAGAGAAUUUUUCUCAACUCACCCUAUUUAUUAGAAUCACUCAGAUAGAUUGGGAGUUGGAUUUUUGUCUGAGAGCCUAAAUAGAAUAUUGUGUACUCAUAUAAUUAAAUGUAUUCCUUAGCUAUCAAGACAAAUUAAUGAAUUACUGCAGAGCAAAGAAAUGGAUUUAGUCUAGCUAGAAAUGAAUAGUAUUUCGAUUGAUGGUGAUAAAGGUCCUAUCGUCUUAAAUCUUAUAAACAAAUUCACUCAAACUUAUGGAGAUAUGAUUGAGGGUAAAUUUGUCAAAGAAAGCGCAGUAGAUUGCUUUGGUGGUUCUAGAAUCAACUACAUUUUUCACAACAUAUUCGUGAAAUCUAUUAGAGAUAUUGACCCCUUCUAAUAUUUGACUGAGCAGGAUAUUUAAACAGCCAUAAAAAAUGCACAAGCAUUAUCACCCAGUCUUUUUGUUCCUGAAGUUGCAUUCGAAGUACUAGUAAGACAGCAAAUAGCUAGAUUGCUUGAACCAUCAGUUGAGUGUGCAAGGAAAGUUUACAAAGAGCUAAGAGAUAUAGUUGGAAAGAUAGAUUUCUAGGACAUCAAUAGAUUCUAAAGGUUAAAAUAUAAAAUUUGUGAUGUAAUGGAGAACGUACUUGAUAAAUGUCUAACUCCUACUUCAGAUAUGAUCAUAUAAUUGAUCGAAAUUGAAAACGCUCAUAUAAAUACGAAUCAUCCUGACUUUGUAGGAAGUGCAGAUACUCUGCUCAAUUUAUUUUCAGGUGAAAGAGAGCAAUAAAUGAACCCACCAAUGGAAGAGCCAAAUCAAUAGUAAAAAUAAUUCACUCUUUUAAACAAGGGUAAAGGAGGUUAGUAGGAAGGGAACAAUCCUAAAGAAGAAAAUAAAAAGGGUCAAAGUGGAUUGAAUUAAUCAUAAAUGAUCAAAUCAUCAGUCAAUAGCAAGCAACAAAACAAUUAAGAAGAGGAGAAGGUGUCUCAAUAAUAAUAAUAGUAGUAACAAGAAAAAGGAGGCUAUUUCUUUGGGUUCUUUGGUGGAAACAAUUAAAAUUAGACUAAAGGUAACAAUUUGAACUAAAGUGAAUUGAUAGAUAACAGUGAUAAGGAUUUAGAACAAAUCUAAAAGAGAAAUAAAAUGUAGCAAGCCCAAAUAAAGUAAAGAUAGUAGAGAGAAGAAUUUGAGAUUUUGCAGAGAUUUGGGGUUGAAUAAGCUCACUAUGACAAGAGUAAUUUGCCCCCUGUGCUUUUGCCUGCUAUUCCAAGCAAAAUGAGAGCAAAUUCCAAUGAUGAAAACCCCAGAAUUAUAAUGGAGACUAUAAUCAUACAAAAUCUUAUUCAGAGUUACUUCGCAAUAGUGAAGAAAAAUAUAGCAGAUUUAGUGCCUAAGACAAUUAUGGCUUUCCUAGUAAAUGAAAGCAGAAAUAUUGCUUAGAGAGAACUCGUAGGUGAAAUCUAUAAGAUUGGAAACCUCGAUGAAUUAUUGGUUGAGGAUCCAGUAGUUUCUUAGACUAGAGAGCAGAGGAAAAAAGAAAUAGCAUCACUUAGGAUGGCUCAGACUCUUCUCAAUGAUGUCACCUAGUAUAAAUUCUGA